Mercurialis annua (annual mercury) is the source of this 2228-nucleotide messenger RNA. RefSeq names its product kinesin-like protein KIN-4C. Gene Ontology annotation, biological process: microtubule-based movement; mitotic spindle organization. Gene Ontology annotation, molecular function: microtubule motor activity. Lineage: Eukaryota; Viridiplantae; Streptophyta; Magnoliopsida; Malpighiales; Euphorbiaceae. The record is from RefSeq and is a predicted model, not a curated record. The transcript has 12 exons. The coding region runs from base 495 to 2012 and encodes 505 amino acids.
AUUUGUAGAGAAGAUGGUUUUUUUGGUAUAAUUUAUAACAUCAAAGGAUUUUUAAGUUUUUUAAUAAAGAUGAAGGACCUAUUUUAAAUAUUAACCAAAUGAAAAGAGUUCAAUUUAAUGUAUCAGGGUGCAAUUGAAAACCAAAAAUACAAAAUAGGGUAUAAUUGAAAAAAUUGAUACAUCGGGGUGGAAUUGAAAACUAAAACAAAAGUCGGGAUUUUUUCAGUCAAUUAGCCAUUUGGUUAUUACCAUGUUUUGUCUAAAUAAGUAAUAACAUAACGGGGCUCUCUAAACGACAUACACUGCAUAUCAGGCGAUCCCGUUUAGGCCUGAGCCCAAGAAGAAGGCCUAAAAUGGACGAGCAAUAACUGGAGCGUGAAGAGGGAAAGAAAAACGAGAAACAUAAUUCAAAAAUCGUUUGAACUGGCGUUACUAUUUUUUCAAAAAUCAAGAACGUUGCACGCUAUCAGAUCUCCAGCCUCUCAAUAUUCGAAAUGAAGAAGCCAAAUAAUCGACGAUCUAACCGAAGCAGCAUCGCCGAUUCUUCACCAAAGUCCGCCAUACACGAGGAUGAACAGCAGCAACCGCAUUGUGACAAUAGAGCUGAUGUUUUGGAGAAAGAAAAUGAAGCUCUCAAGAGGGAAAUUGAGGAUAUGAAGAACAAACUAGCUACUGUUUCACCAAAUUCAAUUGAGAAGCACAAGGAAGAUGAUGAUGAUAGCAUUAAUUCUCAGAAAUUUAUUGCUCUCGAAGAACAGGUUACGCAGUUGAGGAAGAAACUAAGUGUAUUCUCACAGCUAUCUGCACAAAAACAAAUCUCGUCAUCACAAAAGAAAAAAAAUGGUGGUGGUGGUGAGGCAACUUUAAAUGAAAUUCAGAGAUUAAAGGCUCAUAAGGUUCAACUUCUUUGCAAGAUGAAGUUAGAGUCUGUGCAGUCCAGGCUAUCCAGGGCUUCACUGGAAAAACAAGUUCUUCAGCUCAAGAAAGAUCAUAGGAGGAAAGACUAUGAAUUGCGUAAGUUGCUAGCCUUGAAUGAGAAGCAGAAACUGGUAUUGCAGCGAAAGACAGAAGAAGCAUCAAUGGCUACUAAGCGACUAAAAGACCUUUUAGAAUCCCGAAAGGCUUCAUCUCACAGAACUUCUGGUCAAGAUGCUAAAAGCAGCCAGAAUCCUGGAGUCCAGGGCAUAGAGCUUGAGCUUAAAAUUGAUGCAAGGGUGGAAGAUAUACGCGCUGACUAUGAACGUCAAAUGGAAGAGAUGGCAGAUGAGGUCCUAAAGUACGAGGAAGAAGCAGAGAUGCUGAGGGAAGAAAAUUUCAGAUGCCAGUUGCAGCAGAAAGAAGCGGACUGCAUGGUGAGGGAAUCAGAGUUAAGAGAGCUGAAAGAAGAAGUUUUCAAGCUAAGUAAUGUGGUUAAUCAACUAGGAAUACCAAAGGCAAAAGUUCAUAUGAAAAGGCUAGAUGUGGAUCCUGUUAAACCUUGUGUUUCUUCUGGAAGUAGUAGUUAUUACUCAUUUCAGUCAGAAGAUUCUGGGGGAAACAAUGUAGUGUUGGGGAAAUCUACAGAACGAGUGUGCUGCUCUUGCAGUAAAAGAUCUCUUUGCAAGACCUCGAAAUGCGAGUGCCUGGCUGCUUUUGGCUCCUGUGGUACAGGAUGUGGGUGUACAGCCUCUAAGUGCAAAAACAGAAAAGAUGACUCACUUCAACAGGAGGUGGCUAUAGAUACAGCGCAAAGUUUAGGCAACACAGAAACAGAGAAAGGCAUUGCUGUGCCUCAAGCUUCUGAUAUGGAUAAUGAUAAUUUACCAAGAAGGAAGCCUUUAUCUGAAAUUGGAAAUGCAGUGGUAAAUCCAAGUCCAAAAAAGCCUGGAAAGAAAACGCGAGGGCGCAAACAAGUUUCUCAGCUUGACAUGGCAGAAUCAUCUUCUCUAAUACCAGAAACUGCUGAGAGGACUAAUAUGGCUGUGACAGUUAAACCUACGAGGUUAACGAGGGCUAAAAGGUCAGCAGUCUGAAACAUAGAAACUUAAAUAGAAUAAAUUCAUCUACUAAAACUGGUAUGUUGUUGUAAAUCACAAACACAUGGUUUUCCUGCCCAGGAGCUGAGCUCCAUAGGCUACAGAAUGUUCAAAUGAUUGGAACUGCAAUAACUUUUACAUUUGAAAGUUGAGAUGUGUAAUACAUAGUUCCCCAAUAUAUUGAAAUUUUGAAGGGAAUUUUCAGGACUGUCA